AUGGAACAGGUGUCGRUGAAUUUUUCUUUAUCUUUGAAYUCAGGRCGCUUAGUUGGAGGAAUUUUUGGAGCAGGUUUUUGGGAAGCUGCCUUGUACUCGUAUACUGGACAUCCCUUAAAGUUGGCAGUGUGGUCCCCACUACAUAGGGCGCAUUUGGCGGGACUGUUGCAGUCUUUGGAACAGUCUUCCGUGAGCUUGGCGGGUUUGAAGUAUUUGGGGAUCGUACACGCCGACCUAAAGCCCGACAACAUAAUGUUCAAAUUGGGGACAGGGAAUAAUAUUCUGGUGAAGAUCAUCGAUUUCGGUUGGGCGUUCGACAUGAAGAACGUGCACACCAUGUACCAGAAGCAGCUCCAGGUGAUCCCAUACCGUGCGCCCGAGGUGUGCUUCCAAGGCAAUCUAGAUCACGGUCUGGACAUGUGGGCCCUGGGAUGCAUCAUGCCGGAAAUUGUUACCGGCGUCAAGCUGUUCGACGUCGACGACGAGGAACUGUUGAUCAAAAUGAUCAUACGCACACUUCCAGUGCCCGAGUACUUGAUAUCGGACUUAUCAAAAGAUAUCCUCGAAACGAAACUCACCGUCGGUUGGAUUCAAUUUCAGAAUUUGCAACAUGACAUAACCGGACAAUCUGACCAGCAAUACUGUGAGGACAUCUAUUGGUUCGUGGACUUGGUGCACAAAAUGCUAACUGUAAUGCCGGAAACGCGAAUAACAGCGGUCGAUGCACUCGCUCACCCGUUCCUGACGAUCAUGCAUUUCAUCAAGUACCCAAGCACAGUGAUGACCAAGAAACACGCUAAACUUAUGAAAUCGUGUAUGCUAGACAUUUAA
This is a messenger RNA of Diuraphis noxia (Russian wheat aphid), 831 nucleotides long. RefSeq names its product homeodomain-interacting protein kinase 2-like. Gene Ontology annotation, cellular component: nucleus; PML body; cytoplasm. The record is from RefSeq and is a predicted model, not a curated record. Gene Ontology annotation, biological process: smoothened signaling pathway; intrinsic apoptotic signaling pathway in response to DNA damage by p53 class mediator; peptidyl-threonine phosphorylation. Gene Ontology annotation, molecular function: protein serine/threonine kinase activity; transcription corepressor activity; transcription coactivator activity. NCBI's taxonomy places the organism in Eukaryota, Metazoa, Arthropoda, Insecta, Hemiptera, Aphididae.